AUGGAAAGGAAGAGGAGGGUGCCGGCGCGUGCUGCUGCGCGCGUCGAGCAGGCCGCAAAGAAGAGCAGAACCUCGACGCCUCCCGACCUCCUUCCCGCCACCCCUUCGAGCGCGCUCAACACCACUCCUGCGCCCGACCCUGUCGACGAGCCUCAGAAGCCCCCGCCUCCCCCGUUGCCCACCUCCAUCCACCCAGGAAAACCUCUGCCUACCAUCGAGGGCGCUGCGCAAUCUGCAACUCCACCCCAGAAAGACUACCAGUCCAUACAAGAGAGCGGCGUCUUGGCCGAGUCACUCUCCCGGUCGCGCCAGAGAUGGAUUGGCGAUGGGCUCUUCGAGAAGUACUGGACGAAACCAACAAAGAAGAAGGGCGUCGUGCUGGAAGAUGCCAAAAACCCCCCAAAGGAUACCAUGACCAAGAUCGGCCAGGUCACAAUCUCUCUCGAACCGCACUACUUCGAGGCGACCGUCUAUGCUGUCAAAGACCCCAACAAACCUGCGCCUCAGCCCGCCUUUCGCCCAAUCCUGCAGUAUGGCCCCCCCAAUGGUGCCAUGCCUCCACCUCCUACACCCUUGUCCAAGCCUGCGACGCCCUCAGCUACACCCGCGCCCGCGCCCGAUCGGACACAGAAUGCCUCAAAUCCGGUGCCAUCCGCUCCCACACCCUCAGCCAUGCCCUUCAACCUCCCCUCACGAAGCAUUUCCAGCACCGGCCGCGACGCCUUCGAACCCUCUAGCACCCCUGGCCCCGCAGAUGCCUCAGCCAGCACCAUCAUCAUUAUCACCAGCGCCAUCGAGCUCGGCUGCAGCCCCAAGUACCAGCACGUUUCCGCCACAACAUGGCCGAGUCUCCGUCCCUACGCCAAUGGCCGGUAUCCCAUUAUCGUCACGCUGGCUGAGAAAGCGAACGAGGACCCGCAAUUACGCGAUUUGAUGAAGCGAGUGGCCAACGGCAACGCUCCAAAGGACGAGCUCGCCCGAUUCCAAGCAAUAAUUGACCAGAUCACUGCGGAGAGCAAGCGCAAAGGGGCAUUGAAGGGCCCGUCAGCGGACCGACUUCUGGUCGAUGGCAGGAGCAUGCGCUACUUUGCUGAUGAAGUUGAUGCCAUCAUUGCCAUAGUGCUCAGGUCGAACCCAAAACAGACGUCUGCUGACCUCGCGCCACCCUCGGGCAGUGAUCCUCUGGUUGUCGCGCUGGUGAAGAACGCGCUCGACGACCCCAAGACUCUGGAGCGGGUGCGGCGCAUAGCCAAGAAUAACCCCGAGUUCUCAGAUGCCACUGACCUGAAGGAGACUCUGGACCGUCUGAAGGACCAGCUCGGGCAACAGAAGCCUCAGUCGGCGGGUGCAUCUGCCAGGCCCAACGGGACACCGGGCGCCCAAUCACCUGGCGUGCAGCAAGCGCCGCCGCCACCGCCACCGCAGCAAGCCCUCCGCUCCAAAGGCCCGCCUCCGGUGGUGAAGCCUGAUGUUUCAGCACUUGUUUUCGAGUUCUCGGGCGGAAAUGGCGACAGAUACUUGUUCCCCAGGUUCAGUAUCGCGGAGCAAGUUCAGACACCGAGUGGAACACAGGUCAUCGCGUCCUUCCUUAUUGUCAGAAAAGGGAGUACAUCUGAGUACGGUGGCGACCCGAAGCUCGAUUACUACCAACCUGUGACCAUCAGGAUGUCCUCGACCCAACCCAGGACUCUGGAAUAUUUCUCGAGGGUUGUGGCCCCGGCGGAAGAGGUCAAGCGCUACAUGGAGGAUGUGAUGGACAAUAUGACGCGCGCGGAGUACGUAUUAUUGGCAAUGCGCCUACCGAAACCCGAGAGGGAGGCAAAGGAGGACGGGCACGGAUCCGAGAAGGAAAACAAAGCCGACGAAUCGGGCAACGCGACCCCCGACAUUGAAGACCCGGAAUUAUGGAAGAAGGGUCUUACGUGGAAGAAGGACAAGACGAUAAAGCAGCUGUCUGCGAAGCCCCACGCGCUGAAGCAUGGUGGCAAGAGGACUGUCAACGAGGACGAACAGUACCAGAAUUUCAUUGCGAGCGUGAGCCGCAAAGCGACCGAAGAACAUGAAUAA
Messenger RNA from Diaporthe citri, 2067 nucleotides. RefSeq lists its product as uncharacterized. NCBI's taxonomy places the organism in Eukaryota, Fungi, Ascomycota, Sordariomycetes, Diaporthales, Diaporthaceae. Gene Ontology annotation, biological process: chromatin remodeling. Gene Ontology annotation, cellular component: Swr1 complex. Gene Ontology annotation, molecular function: ATP-dependent H2AZ histone chaperone activity. The transcript is spliced from 4 exons. Bases 1 to 2067 code for a protein of 688 amino acids. The record is from RefSeq and is a predicted model, not a curated record.